UGCUCCCCGACAUGGGACACUCAGUUCACACUCAUCUGGCUGCACUACAGUGAAAAGUGCACUGUUCUCUUCCACUUCUUCACUUUGCUGCGUUUGAAGGUGGAGUGUUUUCUGUGAGACGACAUGAAGCUAGCAGUGACUCUGCUGGGCCUCGUCGUCCUGCUGGACGCCUCCUUGGCUGCAGAAAAGUCCUGUGUGGGUCAGUGCGGCUCCUUCGAUCCACAGAGGAAAUGCCAGUGCGACUCCAUGUGUGUUUACUAUGGAAGCUGCUGUGGAGACUUUGACUCCGUGUGCCCCAAAAAGACCGCUAGGGGUGACACCUUCGAUGCAGAAGAGGACGCCACAGAAACUGUGACGCCCGUGGCUACGACUGUUGCACCAACUUUCCAAACAUCUGCAGCGGUUGUCACUCUCCCACCCAUCACCACACAAGACCCCACCCCAGCUGCAGACCCUGACGCAGUGCCCUGCAGCGGGCGACCGUUUGAUGCUUUUCUGCAGAUGAAGAAUGGCUCCAUCUAUGCUUUCAGAGGUGAAUAUUUUUUCGAGCUGGACGACAAGUCUGUUCUUCCUGGUUACCCCCGACUCAUCCAGGACGUGUGGGGAAUAGCAGGACCUAUCGACGCCGCGUUCACACGCAUCAACUGCCAGGGGAAAUCCUACAUCUUUAAGGGUGACAAGUACUGGAGGUUUGACGGCAACGUCUUGGAUCCGGAAUAUCCACGGCUCAUUUCGGUCGGAUUUGACGGAAUACCAGACGAUACUGACGCUGCGUUUGCUGUCCCGGCCCCGAGCCAUCGUGGCAAAGAGAAAGUUUACUUUUUCAAAGGGCAAAACUAUUACGAGUAUGAUUUCAAACACCAGCCUUCCCACGAGGAGUGUGUCCGCAUGAGCAGGUCCUCGCCGUCUGUGCUGUUCACGAGAUACACGGACCUCUUCUGCGAUCAGUCCUGGGAGGAUUUCUUCAUGGAGCUCUUUGGAGACUCCUUCAGCGAUCCCCACACUGGCCCUCGUCUCAUCAGCCAGGACUGGCAGGGCAUCAGGGCUCCUGUAGACGCUGCCAUGGUCGGACGAGUCUACCUCAGCCCCAAGCCCACGCUAUCGCCCAGACCAGCAGUGAGGAGGCGGAAGAAGAAGCCCAGCAAGAGGCGUAAACAGCGAAGACGGCAGAGUCGCCAUGUGCUGUUCGAUGAUUUCUGGAGUUAUGAUGAUUGGUCUGAUUACGAUUACAGCGACAACGUCGAUGAGAGCCCCACCGAGGCGUACCGGAGCACUCCUGUUCAGAAUGUGUAUUUUUUCAAGGGAGAUAAAUACUACAGAGUGAGUCAGCAGACGAAACGUGUGGACACCGCCAACCCGCCAUACCCACGAUCCAUCGCAAAAUACUGGCUGGGCUGCAAGUACGAGGAGAAACCGGAUGUUACAAGGGCAGAGAAGAAAUAGGCUGCCUGAGGAAAUACAUAGAAAUCCUCUCUGUGUUUCAAAUACAAGUUCGUCUUAAAGUAAUUACAGCAUGAAUUUAUGAUUAGGUGAGUUAUUGUUGAUAUUAAUGCAUUUUGUUCACAAUACCCCUCUAAUGUCCCCUGAGGUCCUGUGUUGACAAAUCCUCCUCAGUAAUAAGUAAUUUGCUGCUGGACAAAUGACGGCAAGAGAUUUUUUUGUGAUGUAAUUGAGUAUUAAACAUUCUCAUGUCUGGUUACUUUAAUAAACGUGUAAUUAAAGGA
Limanda limanda (common dab) is the source of this 1724-nucleotide messenger RNA. RefSeq names its product vitronectin b (gene vtnb). The transcript is spliced from 8 exons. Lineage: Eukaryota; Metazoa; Chordata; Actinopteri; Pleuronectiformes; Pleuronectidae. The record is from RefSeq and is a predicted model, not a curated record. The coding region runs from base 124 to 1443 and encodes 439 amino acids. Gene Ontology annotation, biological process: immune response; cell adhesion mediated by integrin; cell-matrix adhesion. Gene Ontology annotation, molecular function: scavenger receptor activity; extracellular matrix binding; polysaccharide binding.